Messenger RNA from Prosopis cineraria, 1161 nucleotides. Its product is annotated as (+)-neomenthol dehydrogenase-like. The record is from RefSeq and is a predicted model, not a curated record. Gene Ontology annotation, cellular component: membrane. Lineage: Eukaryota; Viridiplantae; Streptophyta; Magnoliopsida; Fabales; Fabaceae. The transcript is spliced from 5 exons. The coding region runs from base 130 to 1014 and encodes 294 amino acids.
UACGUACUGGAUGUAUAAUAUAAACGCACGGAUGAAGUAUAAACAUGCGUAUUUGUUCUUUCAUAUUGCAAGAGGAAACUAGCAGAAAGCAGAAACAGAAAGCCUGGUCGCAGCUUGAGGUUUGUCACUAUGGGGGAAGAAGCAAAAAGAUAUGCGGUAGUGACGGGAGCUAACAAGGGGCUAGGGUUUGGGAUAUGCAAGAAGUUGGCAGCAAGAGGGGUGAGGGUGGUGCUCACUGCAAGAGAUCACAAGAGAGGAUUGGAAGCAGUUGAGAAGCUCAAAGAGUUUGGAAUGUCAGACUUUGUGGUGUUUCAUCAGCUUGAUGUCACCGACCCUUCAAGCAUUGCUUCUUUGGCUUAUUUCAUCUCCACUGCCUUUGGCAAACUUGACAUCCUCGUGAACAACGCGGGAGUCUCUCCAGGUACGGUGAACGGCGAAGCUUUGUUCAGAAAAGUUAGUGGGGAGGAAAUAGAUUGGGAUGAAAUAGUAAAAUGCAACGUGGAGAUGUCAAAACUGUGCGUUGAGACCAACUACUUCGGUGCUGCUAGAGUGACUGAAGCCCUCCUCCCCAUGCUUCACCUAUCCCCUUCUCCCACCAUUGUCAAUGUCACCUCUCUUGCUGGACUCAUCAAGCACAUAAAAAAUGAGCGCACUCGAGAAGUACUGAGUGACUUGGAGAGUCUCACCAGAGAAAAACUAGACGAGGUGGUGAGUGAGUUCAUGAAGGACUAUGAAGAAGGAACGUGGAAUGAAAAAGGAUGGCCAACCAUGGCCCCGGCCAAUACAGUGGCCAAAACAGCCCUCAAUGUGUACACCAGAUUAAUGGCUAACAAGUACCCGAGUUUCCGAGUUAACUCAGUGUCUCCAGGCUUCGUGAAGACUGAUAUGACUCACAACUAUGGCUUCUCAACUGUUGAUGAAGCUUCUGAACAUAUCCUCAGAUUAGCUCUUCUGCCUCCCACAGGUCCCUCUGGUCUCUUCUUUGAUAAGGACAAAGCCACUCCCUUGGAAUAAUAUAUCAGCUCUUAUUUUGGUCUGCUAAGAAUCAGCAUGCAUGUCUAUAUGCUUUUGUUUCAAAUUAGUUAUGUCUUCUCUUAAUUCCACGGUUGAAUCCUUAUACUAUGAAGCCAUCUGGAUGGAAUAAAAUCCUUCCCUUUUUUC